This is a messenger RNA of Ochotona curzoniae (black-lipped pika), 4416 nucleotides long. RefSeq names its product semaphorin 6D (gene SEMA6D). The transcript has 18 exons. The coding region runs from base 56 to 3316 and encodes 1086 amino acids. The record is from RefSeq and is a predicted model, not a curated record. Gene Ontology annotation, biological process: axon guidance; negative regulation of axon extension involved in axon guidance; neural crest cell migration. Lineage: Eukaryota; Metazoa; Chordata; Mammalia; Lagomorpha; Ochotonidae. Gene Ontology annotation, molecular function: semaphorin receptor binding; chemorepellent activity.
AGGUAGCCAAGUGGGAUUUCUGAGAAGGGACUGCUCUUCCUGCACCUGGCCCACCAUGAGGUUCUUCCUACAUUGUGCUUACAUGUUGCUCCUAAUGGUAUCACCACUGAGGGCAGUCAGCUUUCCUGAAGACGAUGAACCACUAAACACAGUUGACUAUCACUAUUCAAGGCAAUAUCCGGUUUUUAGAGGACGCCCUUCAGGCAAUGAAUCGCAGCACAGGCUGGACUUUCAGCUGAUGUUGAAAAUUCGAGACACACUUUAUAUUGCUGGCAGGGAUCAAGUUUAUACAGUAAACUUAAAUGAAAUCCCCAAAACGGAAGUAAUACCAAGCAAGAAGCUGACAUGGCGGUCAAGACAACAGGAUCGAGAAAACUGUGCUAUGAAAGGCAAACACAAAGAUGAAUGUCAUAACUUUAUCAAAGUAUUUGUUCCAAGAAAUGAUGAGAUGGUUUUUGUUUGUGGUACCAAUGCAUUCAAUCCCAUGUGUCGAUACUAUAGGUUGAAUACCUUAGAGUAUGAUGGGGAAGAAAUCAGUGGGCUGGCAAGAUGCCCAUUUGAUGCCAAACAAACCAAUGUUGCCCUUUUUGCUGAUGGGAAGCUAUAUUCUGCCACAGUAGCUGACUUCUUGGCCAGUGAUGCUGUUAUUUAUCGAAGCAUGGGUGAUGGAUCUGCGCUUCGCACAAUAAAAUACGAUUCCAAAUGGAUAAAAGAACCACACUUUCUUCAUGCUAUCGAAUAUGGAAACUAUGUCUAUUUUUUCUUUCGAGAAAUUGCUGUGGAACAUAAUAACUUAGGCAAGGCUGUGUAUUCCCGUGUAGCCCGCAUAUGUAAAAAUGACAUGGGUGGCUCGCAGCGGGUCCUAGAGAAACACUGGACCUCGUUUCUGAAGGCUCGGCUUAACUGUUCCGUCCCUGGGGAUUCAUUCUUCUACUUUGACGUUCUGCAGUCCAUUACAGACAUAAUUCAGAUCAACGGCAUUCCCACUGUGGUUGGUGUUUUCACUACCCAGCUCAACAGCAUUCCUGGGUCAGCAGUCUGUGCGUUUAGCAUGGAUGACAUAGAAAAAGUAUUCAAAGGACGAUUCAAAGAACAGAAGACUCCAGAUUCUGUUUGGACCGCAGUCCCUGAAGACAAAGUACCAAAGCCCAGGCCUGGCUGUUGUGCAAAACAUGGCCUUGCUGAAGAAUACAAAACCUCCAUCGACUUCCCGGAUGAGACACUGGCCUUCAUCAAAUCCCACCCCCUGAUGGACUCAGCUGUCCCACCCAUUGCUGAUGAGCCUUGGUUCACAAAGACGCGGGUCAGGUACAGAUUGACAGCCAUCGCCAUUGACCACUCCGCUGGGCCCUACCAAAACUACACAGUCAUCUUCGUUGGCUCUGAAGCUGGCAUUGUGCUUAAAGUUCUGGCAAAAACCAGCCCCUCCUCUUUGAAUGACAGCGUAUUACUAGAGGAGAUUGAAGCUUACAACCAUGCAAAGUGUAAUGCUGAGAAUGAGGAAGACAAAAAGGUCAUCUCAUUACAGUUGGACAAAGAUCACCACGCUUUGUACGUGGCAUUCUCCAGCUGUGUGAUCCGCAUCCCCCUCAGCCGCUGUGAGCGUUACGGAUCAUGCAAAAAGUCUUGCAUCGCAUCUCGUGACCCCUACUGUGGCUGGUUAAGCCAGGGAACCUGUGGGAGGGUGACCCCUGGAAUGCUGCUCUUAACAGAAGACUUCUUUGCUUUCCAUAACCACAGCACUGGAGGAUAUGAACAAGAUGCAGAAUACGGCAACACAGCCCAUCUAGGGGACUGCCACGAAAUUUUGCCUACUUCAACUACACCAGAUUACAAAAUAUUUGGCGGUCCAACAUCUGACAUGGAGGUAUUUUCAUCUUCUGUUACCGCAAUGGCAAAUAUCCCAGAGAUUACACCUAAAGUGAGUGAUACCUGGAGACCUAAACUGACGAGCUCCCGGAAAUUUGUAGUCCAAGAUGACCCAAACACUUCUGAUUUUACUGAUCCUUUAUCAGGUAUCCCAAAGGGUGUUCGCUGGGAAGUACAAUCUGGAGAGUCAAACCAGAUGGUCCACAUGAACGUCCUCAUCACCUGUGUCUUUGCCGCUUUUGUUUUGGGUGCAUUUAUUGCAGGUGUGGCAGUCUACUGCUACCGUGACAUGUUUGUUCGGAAAAACAGGAAGAUCCAUAAAGACGCAGAAUCUGCCCAGUCAUGCACAGACUCCAGUGGAAGUUUUGCCAAGCUGAAUGGCCUCUUUGACAGCCCGGUCAAGGAAUAUCAGCAGAAUAUUGAUUCUCCUAAACUUUACAGUAACCUGCUGACCAGCCGGAAAGAGCUGCCACCCAACGGAGAUACUAAAUCCAUGGUGAUGGACCAUCGUGGCCAACCUCCUGAGCUGGCCGCUUUGCCUACGCCAGAGUCCACACCUGUGCUUCACCAGAAGACCUUGCAGGCCAUAAAGAGCCACUCCGAAAAGGCCCAUGGCCAUGGAGUGUCAAGGAAAGAAGCACCCCAGUUUUUCCCGUCUAGUCCUCCUCCCCAUUCCCCAUUAAGUCAUGGGCAUAUCCCCAGUGCCAUUGUUCUCCCGAAUGCAACCCAUGACUACAACACAUCGUUCUCAAACUCCAAUGCUCACAAAGCUGAAAAGAAGCUCCAGCACGUGGAUCACCCACUCAGCAAGUCCUCCAGCAAACGAGAUCACCGACGCUCAGUGGAUUCCAGGAAUACACUCAACGAUCUCCUCAAGCAUCUUAGUGAUCCAAACAGCAACCCCAAAGCCAUCAUGGGAGACAUCCAAAUGGCCCACCAGACCCUCAUGCUGGAUCCUGUGGGACCUAUGACAGAGCUUCCUCCGAAGGUCCCUAACCGGGAGGCAUCCCUGUAUUCCCCUCCUUCCACUCUCCCCAGAAAUAGCCCCACCAAGAGAGUGGAUGUCCCCACCACUCCUGGUGUCCCAAUGACUUCUCUGGAAAGACAAAGAGGUUAUCACAAAAACUCCUCCCAGAGGCACUCUAUAUCUGCUAUGCCUAAAAACUUAAACUCACCAAAUGGUGUUUUGUUAUCGAGACAGCCUAGUAUGAACCGUGGAGGCUACAUGCCCACCCCCACGGGAGCAAAGGUGGACUAUAUUCAGGGGACACCAGUGAGUGUGCACCUGCAGCCUUCUCUCUCCAGACAGAGCAGCUACACCAGUACUGGCACUCUUCCCAGGACGGGACUAAAGAGGACACCGUCCUUAAAACCUGAUGUGCCACCAAAGCCUUCCUUUGUUCCUCAAACCACAUCUGUCAGACCACUGAACAAAUACACAUACUAAGCCUCAAGUGUGCUCUUCCUGUGUGGCUUUAUCCUGUCCAUGUUGUUGAGAGCAUGAUGUUGUAAGGGUACCUUAAGACAAGAGACUCGCUUGUAUUUUAAGAGAACCAAGUGGCCAAAGAGACUCCUCCUCGCUUUGGCAGCAUCAGAACUCGCCACAUGUAGCUACUGCAGCAAGGCUUCUGUGUCCUUGCCUGAAAACAAAGGAAGGUGCUGGUCAUUCCAUUUCUUUUGUUUGAAGCUAAAGAGAUGUGUAGUUCCCAGGAACUGCCUUCGCGGUAUAAAGAGCUGAUUCACUACUCAGAAGAAUCUGUGAACAAAUACUUGAAAAUGGGUUCAAUUGAGACUGCCAUUCUGUGUGGUCUUCCCAUUAAAUGUGAACAUUUUAAUAUGUAUGCAUUCACCUUGCCUCUUGCACAAAUGUCGAAACAAACAAACAAAAAAAGAUGGUUAUGUCUGAAAGAAAUGAACUUGUAGAUUUCCAUACAGAUUGCUAAAACUUCAGUCUUUGACCCAAACUGUAGCAUUUUUUUUCCCAUGGGUGGCUUUUUUUUUCAUGCCGCCAAUAGUGUUGUGUGUCUGCAUGUGAGUGUGUGUGUGUGUGUGUGUGUGUGUGUGUGUGUGUGUGUGUGUGUUCUGGGUGCACUAGAAUUUGUGUAGAUGCCCAUUGCAUCCUUUUGUGCUAUGGCGUUGUUUACAUUGAGCACGACUGAACAAGAGACAAUAACUUUUCCCUCAGCAGUCCGUUGGGUUCAGCUUUGAGAAAAAGAGUAAAAUCAAGGCUCGCCUGACCGUCAGAAUGAUCAGCUUGACCUAUAUGGUACCCAAUGCCAGAAUGUAAGAGUUCCAAGUAAUUUUGUGCUGCUAUUCGUGAAAAUGUCUAUUCCAGUUUUGCCAGCUUAAGGAGAUAGAGCUAUUAAGAGCUAUCCUUGAAUAUCCACAAGUAUUCAGUAGUGAAAUUUACCUGUCCACUGUGAAUCAAAGCCUGAGUCACAUUAUAUAACCUUGGACACCAGUAAGAUUUUAUUUUGACUGUGUUCAUUUUUUCCCUCAUGUAGGAAAUUUGCUCCUCCUUUAACUCCUUCUACCCUCCCAAGGUAA